Closterium sp. Naga37s-1 is the source of this 2850-nucleotide messenger RNA. NCBI's taxonomy places the organism in Eukaryota, Viridiplantae, Streptophyta, Zygnematophyceae, Desmidiales, Closteriaceae. The record is from the annotation of a GenBank genome assembly.
AUGGGGGGCGCCUCGGGUGGUCCCAAGAAGCAACUGACCGUGCAAACCGGUGUUGGGUUGGCGGAGCCGGCUUCUGACUUUGACCUCCCCUCCCCCACUCCGCUCGCUGCUCCGCUCGGUGCGCCAGUUUCCGCGCCUACGGCGUCCACGCUAGAAGCAGGAGGCGGGUCUGCGGAGAUUCCGCCGCAUGACCCCGGCUCGCCUACUCCGCUAGCAGCGCCUCUUGCGGCUCCGCGGAGUUCAUCUGGAGGUGCUUCCGCGGGUGCGCCCGCGCAGGCGGUCGAUCCUGGAUCCCCGACUCCGCUUGCUGCGCCGGUUGCGCGCACGCCAACUCCAAUUUCCACAGCGGCGGUAACCGAAGCUUCCCCGCAUGACCCGGGGUCCCCCACUCCGCUCGCUGCGCCGGUUGCAGGCGGCGGCGGCGGCGGAGUGGAUGCGCCCCCGCACGACCCGGGCUCCCCCACUCCGCUGGCUGCUCCGUUGGGGGGGAAAUCCGUGGCAGGCGGAGGCGGGGGGGGGAGCGGCGGAUCUCCGCCGAAGGCAGGUCACGGUGCAGGGGAGGAAGGCGGGGAGAACGGGGAAAGUAGUGAUUCGGACGAAGAGUUUCUUUCACAGUACAAGCAGCUAACCAAGUCAAAGUCACGAGGACGAAACGAGGGGGCAUUGCUAGUGGGAGGUAGCGCGAAUAGCGGCAGUGGAAGCGGAGCAAGCGGGGGAGGCUGCGGGGUGGGAUCGGGAGCAGGGGGGAGUGGCACAGGCGGAAGUGGGGGGGAAGCGAAGCCUGGACCAGGGGGGAUAGGGGGAAGAAGCAGGGGCGGGCCUCCCCCUGUCCCUUCCGCGCAUGGUAACAAAAGCGGGGGUGGCGGGGGGGCAGCAUUGGGCGCAGGAGGGGUAGGGGGCCACUCAGCGAAAGGGGGGAUGUCAGCUGCAGCAGCAGCGGCUGUAGCGGCUGUAGCAAGCAAGCACGGCGGGCACAGCAGCCCAGUAGCAGCGGUGGGGAAAGCAGCGAUGCUGAUAGAAGAAGCUGUGAAGCCACCAUUACUGAGGAGCAGAUCAGGAGACACGGCCCGAGCCCACCCCACUGCUGCUGGCGCUGGCGCGGGCGCGGGCGCUUGUGCCUCCACUCUCUCUGGGUUAGGACUAGGUCCGGGAGUGAGUGGAGGUCCGGGAGAGGGAGGAGGUUCGGGUGGUGGUUUGGGUGGAGGCUUGGGGGGUAUGGGUUGCCACUCUCUCUCCAGUCGGCAAGCAGAGAUGCUUCACAAUGCGCUAAGAGCGCCUGCUAGGUGCCACUCUGACAAGGGCAUGCACGGGUUGGGUGGGGGCAGCCCCCCCCUGCCUGUGGGAAAACGAUGUCUGGAGGAGGGGAGGAGAGGGGGUAGCUGCAAGGAGGGGGUCGCGGUGGGGGGAGGGGAAGGCAUGGUUGUUGAUUCGGAUCUGUUUGGAUCAACUGGGGGGGAGGGCGGGGCAGUGGAUGAGGAUUUGUUUGGGGCGGAUAAUGGCAAUUCAGACGAUUCUGAUGAUGAUGAUGAUGCCGCUGUUGCAGCUGCUGCUCCUGCUGGUGCUGGUGCAGGGGUUGGGGUUGGUAGUGGUGGGGUUAGUGUUGCUGCAGCAGGUGGCGCAGCAGUGGAUGAAGAUUUAUUUGGCCCCUCCGAGAAUGUUUCUAGUGCUCAUAUCGAACCCCCCAAGAGGCUUGGUAGAACCUUCAGUGGUUGCGGCUCUUCUGCUGCCGCUGCUGCUGGUGCAGGUGCUGGUGUUAGUGGUAGUGGUGGUUCCCCUGGUGGUGUGGCAAUUGCAGCAGUAGCGCACCUUAAAGCGCAAGAGCACAAGCUAUCCAGAACAAGAAGCGUGGAGAGUUAUUCGAGACAAUCAGGCGGGGGAGGGGGGCCGGCAGGGAGGGGGGGUGUGAGGCAUAGCCGAUUCGACGGAGGAGGGGCAGCAGGAGGGGUAACAAAGGCAGCUCUGGUUGGGGGUCAGAAGCCGGUCUCAUCAGCAGCAGCAGCGGUUCCAGUGGCAAAAGCAGCGGGAGCGUCAACGGUGACUGCAUUAGUGCCGCACCACUCCCCGAGCGGAAGGAACCGCGCGCAGUCGCAAGCAUGCCGCGGGGACGGGCGCGCGGAGAUCGCGACGUGCGGGGAGAAUAGCUCCGAUGGCGCGUGGAACAGUAGGCGGCGCGUGGUCGUGGCUUCUAGAAACCCCGUAAAGAUUAACGCCGCAGGGGAGGCGCUCCGGCGGUUGUUCCCCCACGAGUCGUUCGAAUUAGAAGGCUUCCCGGCCGACUCGGGCGUCUCGGACCAGCCAAUGGGCGACGCGGAGACUCUCGCGGGCGCGCGGAACCGCCUGCUGCACGUGGCGCGCAGCAGCGCGGCGGAAGGCGCGGAUUUCGUGGUUGCGAUUGAGGGGGGAGUGGAGUGGUGCCGCUUUUCCGAUCCCCCGCAACUCAUGUGCUUCGCAUGGGCUGUCGUACUCUCCACGUCCGCGCGCGCGGACGACGAGGCGGAAGCGGACGGCGCGGUGGUGGGCGGAAGCGGGGAGGGCGGAGGCGCGGCUCCCGGGGCGGGGAACGGGAGACAGCAGCAGGGGAGGGGAGUGGGGGAGGCGACAGGGGGCGGGGGCGGGGAGGGGUUGGCGGGGAGAAGAGGAGGAGCGGCGCUUGGGGGAGUGAAUGGGAGGAGAGGGGGCGGGGGAAGCUUAGGGGGAGGGGGAGGGAACGCGAUAUCGGGGGAGACGAGAGCGCGGACGGCCGCGUUCAUGCUUCCGCCACCACUGGCGGAACUGGUGCAAGGUGGGGAGAGGGGGAAGGAGGACCGGGGGGACGAGGGGACUGGGGGGCAAGGGAAGGGAAAAGAGUGA